AUGGACUUCAACCUGCCUUCCUAUCAGCAGAACAGUUCAGUGCCCAUCCUGUUCCGGGAAAACGUUGUUUACUUUGGCCUGAAGUACUUUGGAAAGGACCCUUCUUUGUUAGGCCAGGUCCUGAAGGGCUCUCAUGUGCCAGAUUCAAUGAGGCUGAAAUAUGGGAAAUGGGUGAGUCCAGACAACCUUCCAGAGAGAUUUAAGGGGAGAGGCUACAAACAAGUCCCACUUGCUCCUUAUGAACCUGAAGUCUAUAGGCAAUUUUCAGAGAUAUCAGAAGCCGAUUUUUCUUGCCUUUUUGCUGAGGACACUGUCAUCCAGAAGCUUCCUGAAACCCUAAUUGUGAGCUGCGAGUACGAUGUAGUACGAGAUGACGCACUGCUGUACAAGAAACGUCUGGAGGACAAUGGGGUGAAAGUCAGCUGGUUCCAUGUUGAGAACGGGUUUCAUGGGAUGAUAAACUUUUUCAAAGGAUGCAUCUUUGCAUUCCCCACUGCAGCUGAAUUAACGGACAGCAUCGUAGACUUUGUCAAAAACUUAUGA
Podarcis lilfordi (Lilford's wall lizard) is the source of this 543-nucleotide messenger RNA. NCBI's taxonomy places the organism in Eukaryota, Metazoa, Chordata, Lepidosauria, Squamata, Lacertidae. The record is from the annotation of a GenBank genome assembly.